AUGGACCAGCAGCACCAAGAUCUGUGGUCUGCCGUGGUCGCGCUGAAGGAGUCGUCAAGAUGGGUUGAGGAACUGGGGGGUGUCAUCGACGCAGUGGAGGCUCACUUUAGGGCGGAAGAGGCCUUGUUCGACAAGUACCAGAUACCGAAUGUCAUCACUCACCGAACUGAGCACAAGAGAUUCCUCGCCACACUGCGGAAGAAGCAUUCUGAGCUGUCAGCUAAACACGAGGCCAAGGAAGACUUGUCGGCCGAGCUGGAUGACGUCGUGAAGAGCUCGACCAAGUGGUUGAAAAUUCACGCGAAUGCAUACGACGAGCCACAGUAUGGGACAUUCUUCAAAGAUGGUGAGUACAUUGGCAAGUGA
Messenger RNA from Symbiodinium natans, 366 nucleotides. Lineage: Eukaryota; Dinophyceae; Suessiales; Symbiodiniaceae. The record is from the annotation of a GenBank genome assembly.